This is a messenger RNA of Mastomys coucha (southern multimammate mouse), 871 nucleotides long. Its product is annotated as EF-hand calcium-binding domain-containing protein 1-like. The coding region runs from base 186 to 818 and encodes 210 amino acids. NCBI's taxonomy places the organism in Eukaryota, Metazoa, Chordata, Mammalia, Rodentia, Muridae. The record is from RefSeq and is a predicted model, not a curated record. The transcript is spliced from 6 exons. Gene Ontology annotation, molecular function: calcium ion binding.
AAGUAUCCAGACUUUAUCCAAUAUGUCCUGAAUGCACCUGUUCAUCUUCCAACUGAGAACAUUCUGUCUGGUUGCUGGGGAGUUGCCAUGGCCACAUUCUGUUUGGAGUUGAAGUGUUAGUACCAGCUUGGGACACAAGCUUGGAGGUGAACUAUUUGGGAAAGCAGUGAGCUGAAGCCACUCUGAUGGAGCAGAGGGCUCUGAAGAAGCUGGUGGAACCCAUCAGGAAAACUGUCAAGAGCUUCAAGAAAUCUGAAGUUGAAUGUCUCAUACAACUUUUCUAUAGCUUGGUGGGAUGCCCUGUUGGAAAGCUUGAUAAUACUAGGAUGGACCGCAACACUUUUCGAGGAGUCCUGCAGAACAUAUUCGGAAUGACUAAUGAUUUGUUGAUGAAUAGGGUGUUCUUUGUAUUUGACAAAGAUGGUGAUAGCUAUGUAAAUUUACAAGAGUGGAUUAAAGGCUUGGCAGUGUUUCUCCGAGGGACUUUUGAAGAGAAGAUGAGAUUCUGUUUUGAAGUUUAUUAUUUAAGUGGAGAUGCUUACAUUUCCCGAGAAAAAAUUUUUGACAUGUUGAAGAGUAGUCUCUUCCAGCACUCUCCUGAAGAAGAGAAUGAAGAAGGCAUAAAGGAUUUGGUAGAAAUAAGCCUGAAGAAGAUGGAUUAUGACAAUGAUGGCAAGAUCUCUUUUGCAGACUUUGAAAAAGCAGUGAAAAAAGAUGGACUUUUGUUGGAGGUAUUUGGACCAUGUUUACCAGAUGCAAAGACCUGCUUUCAUUUUGAAGCCAUGGUAUUCAAAAACAAUCCCCCUGCUAGUUUUUGAACACAAAUUGCUCAAUACUUGAAUUAAAAUGAGACUCUGAUUGCCUUUAUUUG